AUGUCCUAUGGAUCUAAGGGUCAGAGCCAGUGGACGACCAAGGACUCGUGGCAGUCCGACAAGUGGAAAGGCCAAUCCUGGAAGCAAGGCGACUGGCAGCAAAAGAAUAGGAGAGGGUCAGCCGGUAACGCCUGGGCCCCUCUGAUCUUGCAGACAGGGAGGUUCGAUCAGGGGCGGUCGUCGACCGACACCUUGGAUCUGCCAGACGCAGAAGAAGCCACAGAGGAGGACCUGUCCCGCCAGGCCCAGCAGGACGUUGAAAGGGAAGACCAGGCCUAUUCGGCGUCAGUCUGGAAGGAGGCCAUCGAGCGGGCCCACCACUCGGUGGAUCGUCCCCCGAGUGCCAGGGAGCUGGUCCAAAUGGGGAGGCUCAAAGAUUUCUGGAGCAUGACCUGGACCCAGGCGCGCGGGGAAGUCUCGGCGGACUCCGUGGAAGCCUGCAAAAGGGCCCUGAAUGAGGUCGCCAUCUCAAUGCCCGACCAAACCUUCCACAGGCUUGCAGCAGUGCUUGCAGCCUUCAUGGACGGAGGGAGAUCCCCCAUGGGCGAGGAUGGCAAGCUGCGCGCCAUGCGCACCCGCAUGCCAGGUGCAGAAGGGGUCAUCAUCUCGACCAUGAUCACAGGCCCAAGUUACACCAAGUGUGAUGACCAUAGGCAUGACCUGGUCAUGGCCCACGGCACUGGUUUUGUCCACGCGAUAGGCAUCGGGCUCCAUGGAGAGGUUUGCCCGAACGAUUCCAAGCCGGAGGACUACCCCAGAUUCGGAUUCAGUGGGCGAGGGACGCUGGAGGCGCCAGACCCCGCCACCAUUGAGGCGGCCUUUCAAAAAACGGUCGCCCACUCCAAAGGCCCACAGGGAGUCAUUUUCGUGUAUCAGGGCGAGCUUGAGAAGCCCACCCACACAACCGAAGGUGGGGUGGCGGUCCGUCAAAGACGUGGGCUCCGCGUGCAGCGGACAGCACAUAAUCCUCCCUCCACCCCAAGCACGCGAUUCUGCGUGCCAUCGGCUGCACGUGGCCGGCCUAGAUGA
Symbiodinium natans is the source of this 1029-nucleotide messenger RNA. The record is from the annotation of a GenBank genome assembly. NCBI's taxonomy places the organism in Eukaryota, Dinophyceae, Suessiales, Symbiodiniaceae.